AUGUUUAUGAAAUCAUGGGCUCAUAUUUGCAGAUUACAAGAAGACAAUAAAGCCAAGGAGUUUCCUCUUCUACCGGAGGAUCUAACUCCAUGUUUAGACCGUACGGUCAUCAACCUUCCGUCAGGAUUUGAGCAAGAGAUGAUGGAACUUUUAUUCUAUCUCUCAAAAAACAUCGACAACUUAAGAAACCUGAGGCCACCUCCAAAUAGUGAGAUCAGUCCGGAUGUUGUUCAUGCCACGUUUGAGUUAACUGCGGAGAAUAUUGAGAAACUACGAGAGAGAGUCAACACUCACUCAUCUCGAUCUCUGCUUCAGCUUCACUUGUCAACCUUUGUCAUUGCAUAUGCUUACGCAUGGACGUGUCUGGUGAAAUCGCGUGGAGGCAACCCGAACAGGCUGGUAAUCUUUCUUUAUGCAGCUGACUUUAGAUAUCGGUUAGACCCGAAAGUUCCAGCGACAUACUUUGGGAACUGUGUGUUCCCGAUAGGUUGGUUCGAAUACGAAGCAAGGACGUUUUCGGAAGAAGAUGGUUUUGUGAACGCAGUGGAGAUUCUAAGCGAUUCGGUUAAAGGCUUGGGCUCGCGGAGGAUAGAGUCACUCUGGAAGGACUACUUGGAGGGAUCAAGUAAAAUAAAAUCGGCUACACAAUUUGGAUCAGUUGCAGGGUCCACCCGAUUAGGGGUGUAUGGGUUAGACUUUGGGUGGGGCAGACCAGCAAAGACAGAGGUUCUGUCCAUUGACCGUUCCGAAGGAUUCUCUAUGUCGGAGAGAAGGGAUGAGCCAGGUGGUGUGGAGAUGGGAUUGUGCUUGAAGAAAAUUAUGACCGACCCGGUGGUCGGACCGGGUUCAACCAUGAAUCGGACAUAUGACUGGAUUGGGUUUCCGGUCUGGUUUAAAAACAAUUAA
Molecule: messenger RNA, 906 nt
Organism: Microthlaspi erraticum
Lineage: Eukaryota; Viridiplantae; Streptophyta; Magnoliopsida; Brassicales; Brassicaceae
Source: the annotation of a GenBank genome assembly